Hydractinia symbiolongicarpus is the source of this 1380-nucleotide messenger RNA. Its product is annotated as ribonuclease P protein subunit p29-like. The record is from RefSeq and is a predicted model, not a curated record. The transcript has a single exon. Bases 475 to 1182 code for a protein of 235 amino acids. Gene Ontology annotation, molecular function: ribonuclease P RNA binding. Gene Ontology annotation, cellular component: ribonuclease P complex; ribonuclease MRP complex. NCBI's taxonomy places the organism in Eukaryota, Metazoa, Cnidaria, Hydrozoa, Anthoathecata, Hydractiniidae. Gene Ontology annotation, biological process: tRNA 5'-leader removal; rRNA processing.
AUGUGACAAAAAAUUAAGCAUAUGUGACAAAGAAUUAAGCAUAUGUUUAUCUUGUAAACAGGACUAACUAAUCAUAGUUACUGCAAUUUGAAUUAAAACAAAUAUAUUGAUUUCUACAAUCCCCUGAUAGUUAUUUUUCUUUACAGUUUAUUUUUCAUCAUCAAAUUUUAAAGAAGAUUGUAUGUUGGGAAAGGCUUGAUUUUUUCUAAAGUUUAGUCACAAAAUCUUUAAUAUGAAAUGUUCUGAUACGUUUUUUAGUGUACAAUCUUAUAUUUUGACUCCAAAACCUAUUGUAUAAUUUUAUAAUCUGUGGCCACCCUGUAGUUAUCAGAAAUCUAAUAAUAAACAUAGUCUUUGUGUUUCUGUAAUGCCGAAUUAUUUAAACUUUACGAUGUCAAAGUUCUAUUCAUUGUUAAUAGCAGUAUUUCUUUUUCAAUCUACAAUUUAUACAUAGGCUAUUUUUAUUCUUUUAGUAUGAGUAUUACUUCUAGCUCGCUGUACAGUGAACACAAAGUUCGCACUGAUGAUCCUGGUUUGUUAAAAAAAUUAGAUGUAACCAAUGAUGAAGUCAUUAACGAGUAUAUAUCAGAAGCACUGGAGAAGAAGAGAAAACCAAACGAAAUUGAAGUGCUGAAGUUUAAAUUAAAAGAAAAAGCACUGUUACUAGAGAAAGCACCUACAGUCAAGCGAAAGGGAAAAAGACAAAAGAAAGGUCGAAGACUUAUCAAAGCUAGUCGACGCUUUAAGUCAUUGGGAUUCUACGAUAUUUCUAAGGAUAGACAAAAAUACGAGAAUUUUUUACCCCUUCAUGAACUUUGGAAGCAAUAUUUUUGUAGUUCGUAUACUGUGGAGAAGACGAAAGAUCUUGUUAUAAGAGCAGAUGAAAGAUUGUUAAGGAUGGACUAUCAUGGUGCUGAUUUGACCGUCUCCAAUUGCAAGUGCUCCUCUUACAUUGGACUAAAAGGAAUUGUUUUUAAAGAGACCAAGAAUAUGUUUAUGAUAAUCACGAUGAACAAUGAAGUCAAGUCAGUCCCUAAAAAGGAUACGAUAUUUUCGUUUGAGUUAGAAGGACAUAAGGUUAAACUGAACGGUGAUGCAAUGUUGGGCAGGCCAGGUGUUAGGAUGGCCAAAAAAUUCAGGCCAUUGUUUAGAGCUGAUUUACUAAUAGAUACAGAUAUAUGAAUGUGAAUGUGGUAGUUUUUUUUUGAGGAAGACAUUCAUUUCUUAACCUGUGUUUGAGAAUUUGUCGCUGUUUUUCAGGAUGUUUUAAAAGCAGUGAUAUUUUUCUCUUGUAUUCAUGUGCAGCUCUCAAAUAGGAGAGUUUUUUAAAUAUGUAGUAAGCAUGUUUUUCAGCCUUGGUAUAUCGUUCUUGAUAGAUCA